Messenger RNA from Exophiala spinifera, 216 nucleotides. RefSeq lists its product as uncharacterized. The transcript has 2 exons. Bases 1 to 216 code for a protein of 71 amino acids. The record is from RefSeq and is a predicted model, not a curated record. NCBI's taxonomy places the organism in Eukaryota, Fungi, Ascomycota, Eurotiomycetes, Chaetothyriales, Herpotrichiellaceae.
AUGGAUACCAUCAAGAACGCCGCUAACUACGUCUCCGAGUCGAUCUCUGGAGCCACCUCAACUGCCUCCAAGGAGGCCAACAAGAACGUUGCCAAGGACAGCGACGCAUCGCUCACCACCCGAGCCCAGGCCGCUGGUGAUGCUCUCGGCGACAAGAUCGAUGAGCAAACACACAACCGCAAGGCUGAUGUCCACAAGGAGGCCGCCAAGCACUAG